CGCUUUUUUCAAAGCACGACGAACAGAAUGCUUCAAUUUAGCGUUCUUAGUAGGCUGUGAAAUGAAUAAAUCGACAAUUAAGAUCAAAUAUUUGACAAUUGCCUAUAAAAGUAGCAAUUGAACUUCAACCAAAGUGUUCAAAAUGAGUAAAACUCUCAGGCUCGAAGCAAUGAUAAAAGAAUUGGGUUUAAACGACAAUACCCAAGAAAAAGUAACAAACGACGUGAAGAAGCUGUUUUUGAAGAAGCUGAUUUGCCUCAAAAAAUUGUCGGUGCUUUUAAGCGCGAUCAAAGAAAAACGCGAAACUUUGAUGCCAAAAAACGCUUUAACCGAAAUAAUCUCCGACAAUGUAUGCAAUUCAGAAGAAUAUGUGUUAAUUAACACCGUAGAACUUGAUGAGCAUUUCCAACGAGAAAUAGCUGAAGGAGAAAUUGACAUCAACAGAGCGAUAUUGCAGAUGCUGCGAGACUGUCUUCUCUAUAUCAUAAAUCUUCUACGAGGAGAACUGGAAACUUUAAAUGUGAAUGAAUUUUUUGAUUAUUUCAAUAUUGCAAAAACGUGUAUCUUCACAUUGACUACCACUAAUAUUCAACCGAGUACUAGCGAAAAUACACAACAGCUAGUUACGCAUUGGAUUUAUGAUUUAUUUAAGAUUAUCACAGCAGCAGACAACAUUCCUGGGCAGAAAAUCCCUAAAGAUUUCAAAGCCAUAAACGUAGUACAACAAAUCCUAACUCAACUUGCCCAUUGCCACAUCUAUUACGACAUCAUUCUGCAGACAAUAUUGGAAAAACUUGAAUGUUCCUUAACGUACAAACUCAAACCGGAAUUUAGUGACUACAUGGCAACUCAAUCAUCGGUUUUUGCGUAUUUGCUGUGGACACUGCAGGACGUAAUUAACAUCGAACAGAGGCCCAAGUUAACCGAAGAACAGAUAAGAAUCCGGACAACCUUAGAAACCUUAACACAAUGCCUGCAGCACAAAUUUCUAAGGCAAAUCAUCCAGGAUAUACUGGAGUCCUUUUAACUUUGAAAGCUGCAAAAGCCAAGAAGUUACGGGUUAACGUUUUAGUUUCGUUGGAUAACGUCCAUCGUUCGUUUAAUUAUUGUUUAUCAAUUGUAAAAUAGCAUUUAUUUAGUAUUGAAUUAAAUGGUUUCUGUUUCACUGAAGCGAACCAAGAAUCGUAUCCAUGCAUUGAAACGAACUUUGAGUAUUAAACAAGACACAGUUGGAAUAGAGGCCAGUUAUUGGAAAUCAAAGAGUUAAUCGACAAUUACAACAUAUUAUAUUUAGCUUCUCAACAAUAUAAACUUCUAUAAUUAG
Molecule: messenger RNA, 1324 nt
Organism: Dendroctonus ponderosae (mountain pine beetle)
Lineage: Eukaryota; Metazoa; Arthropoda; Insecta; Coleoptera; Curculionidae
Exons: 2
Coding region: 143-1027 (294 amino acids)
Source: RefSeq, a predicted model, not a curated record